AUGGCUGGUUUUUAUGAGAAUGAUGUUAACUGUGGUGUUUAUCGUUCGACUGAUACAAUAAGUAAUUUUAAAAUUCGAGUUAAAUUAGAACGACUUACGUCAAAUGCACUAUUACCAAGUCUUAACCGAUUGAAAAUUGAAGAAGAUUUAUCACGUUUACUUGAAAUAGAUGAUAAGAAUGCAAACAAAAAUAAAGCUUCAAAAACUGAUCUAGCUCAAGCCUUGGAUGAAUCCAAAAGAUCUGAUUAUGAAGAAGUUGUUGUUGGUUGGCAACAGAAAUUAUUCAAUCGUCUGGAAUUUGAUCAGUAUGGAAAAGGUGUCGGAGCAGAAAGUUCAGCACUAGAACGAAAAUAUUAUGAUGAUAUUCAAAAGAUGAAAAUGAAUCGAAAACAACCUGGACGAGUAUUUACUUAUAUUGAGGGCGAUACAAAUUGUUUUGCAAAAGAUCUUGACUAUUUUAUGACGGAUUCACCAAAUGAAGAGCCAAGUCAAUUGGCAUUAGGAAUUAAUAAUAUUCGAAAACAUCGCGGAGGUCAAUCACGUUUGAGAAUAAGUGAAGACGACUAUUUACCAAAAGCAAAUAUUAUUAAUCGUAAACCAACACCGGAUGAUAUUCGUACAAAUCAUUUAGCUGCAUUGCCACAUCAAACAAUGUAUAUAAUGGCUGAUUUAAGUGAUCGAGUUGACCAUGCAACAGCAGGACUAGUUCUUCUACCUCAACCAACAAAUGAACGUGUUCUAUGUAUGGUACGUGUUUAUUCAAAUGGUACAAUUGUAAUAGAGCCGGAUUUUAACGGUGGAAAAAUGGCGUAUAUUAUUGAAACAGGAAAUCUUAAUAAUGAAGUUUAUCAUUAUUAUUUGGAACACGGUUCAAUGGCAAUACAUAAAGAUGAUUUUGUCAAAGAAAAAAAACUACUAAAUGAAGUUCGUUUAAGAAAACAGGCACAUCUGGCACAAUUAGUUGGAAAUUAUUUUGAAAAACCACUACCGGGUGCUCUCAGGUUAAAUCUAUAUGGAGAAAUUGUUAGUGGAAAAAAUUUUGAAUAUGAUGAACUUUACGUUUAUUAUUGUUUAGAUUUACCUGAAAGUUGGCGAGCUGAAGCUUCAAUGGUUUUCUCAGGAUACACACAUACAGCAACUGCGACUGAAUCAAGCAAACAUGAUGAUGUUGUCUAUUAUUCACAUCCAUUCGAAUUUGAAUUGUGGUAUGUACCAUCGAAAGAUUCAGCUGAUCGUGAACUUCCACCAAUGCCAAAAAUUUAUUUUCAAGUCGCUUCACAAGAUGGAUGGGGUCGUCAUCGAGCAGAAGGAUAUACAUAUAUUGACAUUCCGAGUUUUCCUGGGUUUUAUGAUGAAGAAUUAUCAUGUUGGCGACCACGUGGGGAUACAGUAUUUAAUGAACUUCGACGAUUUUUUAUUGGUGGAUCCAAUGAACUUGAGGAUAUUAGUUAUGUUGCUAUUCCAAGACAAUUUCAAAGUGAAAAAAAUAAAAAUCCAAUGAGUCGUUUUGGUUUUCGUACUGAAACAACAGGAACAUUAAACGUUCGACUUAAUGUUAUUUUUCAAUCUGAAGAAAUUGCUAUGGAAUAUGGUAAAAAACAACGUGGUCGUAGUAAAUCUCGUUUUGGAUUCGAUGCUUUCAUGUCCAACAUAAAUGCAACUCUUGAUGCAUAUGAACAAGCAAGACGACAUGCAUUGGAAGUGCGCGAAUCAACAUUACAAAUAUUUUCACCACAAGAAUCUGCGUAUGAAUGA
Messenger RNA from Rotaria socialis, 1755 nucleotides. The record is from the annotation of a GenBank genome assembly. Lineage: Eukaryota; Metazoa; Rotifera; Eurotatoria; Philodinida; Philodinidae.